GCUCCAGUCCCCGCAUUUUAAAGACGUCUACAACCAGCGGCUGGUGGAUUUGACGCGCCUCUCUCCGUCAUCCCCCCUCCUGAUGUCUGAUCUCGUUUCGGCACACAACAGGAAAAAAGUGGACGUUAAAUCCCGCUGAACCACUGCUGGGUUUAAAAACGCCGACAGUGGACAGGAGGAUAAAGGAAACCGAUUUCUCAUUCCCCGCCGGGGGACCGCGGUUUUGUGUCGCUUGACCACACGUGGAUAUCCAGGGGCUUUGAGGCGCAGACCGUGAGAUGCUGAAGACAGACUUUUUUAAAAGUGCCCUCGUGCCUCUGUGACCACAGCGUGAGACGCCUGUGGAAAAAAAGGCUGAAGUUUUAGAUUUGUGAGACUUCAAUAAAGCACGGAUCAGCAUUAAAAAAGUGAAGAGAAAGAGGAGGAGAAAAGUGAAGGGCUUGGCCCGGAAAGUUAAUUAACAUUACCUGAGAACCAAAAAUAGAUACAGGCGGUGGUUUUUUUUUCUGGUUAAAGGUGUUCCAUCAACCAGCAAAAUUUCGCCCAAAAGCAGACAAGAGGACCGUCCUGCGCUGACGAGACUUGUCGGCAGGAAGCGGCUGAUUGCGGCAGGGGUGGUCGGAGUCAUCAUGGUGUUGGUGCUGGUGGUUCUGAUACCGGUUUUGGUAAACUCUGCUGGGACCGCCGCGCACUACGAGAUGCUCGGCACCUGCCGGAUGGUGUGCGAUCCAUACGGGACUAAAUCGCCCACCAGCACCGCCACGGCGGACACCGUGCGGGAUAGCAGCCUCAUCCAGUCUUUACCGACUUUCAUUCAGGGUCCGAAAGGGGAACCCGGGCGUCCCGGGAAGGCUGGCCCGAGGGGUCCUGCGGGUGAGCCAGGGCCGCCCGGUCCUGCGGGUCCGCCUGGGGAGAAAGGAGAGCCCGGGCGACCUGGAUUACCUGGGCCGCCAGGACCCAAUGCCGCAGCGGGUGCAAUCAGCGCAGCUACCUACAGCACCGUGCCAAAAAUCGCGUUCUACGCCGGACUUAAAAAGCAGCACGAGGGCUAUGAGCUUUUGAAAUUCGACGAUGUGGUCACAAACCUGGGCAAUCACUACGACCCAACGACGGGGAAAUUCACAUGCUCCAUUCCCGGGAUUUACUACUUCACGUACCACGUCCUGAUGCGUGGAGGGGACGGCACCAGCAUGUGGGCUGACCUUUGUAAAAACAACCAGGUGCGAGCCAGUGCCAUCGCGCAGGACGCGGACCAGAACUACGACUACGCCAGCAACAGCGCCGUGCUGCACCUGGAGCCCGGCGACGAGGUCUACAUCAAGCUGGACGGGGGCAAGGCCCACGGGGGCAACAACAACAAAGGAAACAACAAGUACAGCACCUUCUCCAGGUUCAUCAUCUACGCCGACGAGGACACACCUCUGAAGCCUGACCCCUGGCCCCAGACCUCUGAUCCCCACACCCCUCACCCUCCCGGAGGAAAUGACAACAAGUGCAGCACCGUCUCCGGGUUCAUCAUCUACGCCGACUAGGACACUCCUCUGACCUCUGACCCCUGGGCCCUGACUGGUCCGAUCCCCGCACCCCUCACCCAGCCCCUACCUGUCCUGUCCCGGCCCCCUUCCUUGAACGCUUCCCAUCGAUUUUCGGUUAAUUAAAUAAUAAAUUUACUGAAUUAUUUAUUGGCACCAUCUUCCUGUGGUAUAUAGGGUCCUGCCCUAGCGCCCCCUUUCCCACAUCCUAAUCUGAACGUGAACCCUAAUCCCCCCACUCCAUGUUUUUGGCAGUGUAGGAUGAAUAAUUGAGCAGGGGGUGGGGCACCAAUCGAUUGAAAAACAAACAACAGGAAAAGGGAACCAAGUGCACCUGGGGGACACCUGUAAACCCUGUACUCAGACGGCUCCAAUGUAUGCUGUGUGUCGGGCUGCUGAGUGAGAGAAAUCUGAAAGCAGCAAAGUCAUUCAACAGGAGCUGAGUGCACGAUACAGAGAGAGAGAGAGAGAGAG
Messenger RNA from Anguilla anguilla (European eel), 2006 nucleotides. RefSeq names its product complement component 1, q subcomponent-like 3a (gene c1ql3a). Gene Ontology annotation, molecular function: protein binding. Lineage: Eukaryota; Metazoa; Chordata; Actinopteri; Anguilliformes; Anguillidae. The transcript is spliced from 3 exons. The coding region runs from base 630 to 1532 and encodes 300 amino acids. The record is from RefSeq and is a predicted model, not a curated record.